Molecule: messenger RNA, 3364 nt
Organism: Balaenoptera musculus (blue whale)
Lineage: Eukaryota; Metazoa; Chordata; Mammalia; Artiodactyla; Balaenopteridae
Gene: ADAM12
Product: ADAM metallopeptidase domain 12
Exons: 23
Coding region: 380-3121 (913 amino acids)
Biological process (GO): proteolysis
Molecular function (GO): metalloendopeptidase activity
Source: RefSeq, a predicted model, not a curated record
CGGUGACUGUUGGUGUGGAUCCAUUUCACAGGCCUUGCCUCCUCUCCCCUAACGAUCUUCCUCGUCCCCGGGCCAACUCGGACAGUUUGCUCGUUUAUUGCAACGGUCAAGGCUGGCUCGUGCCAGAACAGCGUGCGCGCGCGCACACACACACGCACACACGCACACACACGCGCGCCGGGGAAAACUUUUUUAAAAAAAUGAAAGCCUAGACUAGCUCUUCAGCGGCCGGGCGCUGCGCGAGGGGUUCGGAGUUGACUCCCCGCAGCAGGAAGUCCCUCGGGCCGCGACGCCCGGCCCCCGCUCGGCGCCCGCGGGGGAUGGUGCAGCGCCCGCCGCCCGGCCCCGAGAGCUGCUGCUGCACGGAAGGCCGGCGACGAUGGCAGCGCGCCCGCCGCCCGCGCCCCCCGCCCGCGCCCUCCUGCUCGCCCUGGCCGGGGCUCUGCUGGCGCCGCGCGCGGCCCGAGGGGAGAACUUGGGAAGCAGAUUCGUACCUUCCGUGCAACAGGCCGGCGCGAGGGACGGGAGAGGAGCUUACGAAGUGGUCAGUGCCUCUCUUUUGAAUGGAGACCCGUGGAACCCAGUGACAAACGCGGACACAAAGAAUCAUCCAGGAGUGUUGAAUUUUCGAAUACAAUUGGAAAGCAAAGAACUGAUUGUAAAUCUGGAAAGAAACAAAGGUCUCAUUGCCAGCAGUUUCACAGAAACCCACUAUCUGCAAGAUGGCACUGACGUCUCCCUCAUUCGAAAUUACACAGGUCACUGUUACUACCAUGGACACGUGCAGGGCUAUUCUGGUUCCACGGUCAGUCUCAGCACUUGUUCUGGUCUCAGGGGACUUAUUACAUUUGAGAAUAAAACCUAUAUUUUGGAGCCAAUGAAAAAUGAAACCAACAGAUACAGACUCUUCCCGGUGGAGAACCUGCAGAGCACCUGGGGACCCUGUGGAUCAAACACGACGGCCCUCGCCAUGCAUGACAGGCUCCCACCGCCCUCCCAGACCUGGGCAAGAAGGCAAAAAAGAGAGACCCUCAAGACGACCAAGUAUGUAGAGCUCGUUAUUGUGGCAGACAACCGAGAGUUUCAGAGGCAAGGAAAAGACCUGGAAAAAGUCAAACAACGAUUAAUAGAGAUCGCUAAUCACGUUGACAAGUUUUACAGACCGCUGAACAUUCGAAUCGUGUUGGUGGGCGUAGAGGUGUGGAAUGACAUCGACAAAUGCUCCAUAAGUCAGGACCCAUUCACGAGCCUCCACGAGUUUCUGGACUGGAGAAAGAUGAAGCUUCUACCUCGCAAAUCCCAUGACAACGCACAGCUUAUCAGUGGCGUUUAUUUCCAAGGGACCACCAUCGGCAUGGCACCCAUCAUGAGCAUGUGCACGGCAGAACAGUCCGGGGGAAUCGUCAUGGAUCAUUCAGACAGUCCCCUUGGCGCGGCUGUGACCCUGGCCCAUGAGCUGGGACACAAUUUCGGGAUGAACCAUGACACCCUGGAGAGGGGCUGUAGCUGCAGAACGGCUGCCGACAAAGGAGGCUGCAUCAUGAACCCCUCAACCGGGUUCCCGUUCCCCAUGGUGUUCAGCAGCUGCAGCAGGAAGGACCUGGAGGCCAGCCUGGAGAAGGGCAUGGGUAUGUGCCUCUUUAACCUGCCGGAAGUGACGCAGUCCUUCGGGGGCCGGAAGUGCGGGAAUGGAUACGUCGAAGAAGGAGAGGAGUGUGACUGUGGGGAACCGGAGGAGUGUCUGAAUCUCUGCUGCAACGCCACCACCUGUACCCUGAAGCCAGAUGCUGUCUGCGCGCACGGACUGUGCUGUGAAAACUGCCAGCUGAAACCUGCAGGAACGGCGUGCAGGGACUCUAGCAACUCCUGCGACCUCCCGGAGUUCUGCACGGGGGCCAGUCCUCACUGCCCGGCCAACGUGUACCUGCACGAUGGGCACCCGUGUCAGGGGGUGGACGGCUACUGCUACAACGGCAUCUGCCAGACCCACGAGCAGCAGUGCAUCACCCUCUGGGGACCAGGUGCUAAACCUGCCCCCGGGAUCUGCUUCGAGAGAGUCAACUCUGCAGGUGACCCUUAUGGCAACUGCGGCAAAGACUCCAAGAGCUCCUUCGCUAAGUGCGAGAUGAGAGAUGCUAAAUGUGGAAAAAUCCAGUGUCAAGGAGGUGCCAGCCGACCAGUCAUCGGUACAAAUGCCGUUUCCAUAGAAACGAAUAUCCCCCUGCAGGAAGGAGGUCGGAUUCUGUGCCGUGGGACCCACGUGUACUUGGGCGAUGACAUGCCGGACCCAGGGCUUGUGCUUGCCGGCACAAAGUGUGCAGAUGGAAAAAUUUGCCUCAAUCGUCGGUGUCAGAACGUAAGUGUCUUUGGUGUUCACGAAUGUGCGGUGCAAUGCCACGGCAGAGGGGUGUGUAACAACAGGAAGAACUGUCACUGCGAGGCCCACUGGGCUCCUCCCUUCUGUGACAAGUUUGGCUUUGGAGGAAGCAAGGACAGCGGCCCCACCCGGCAAGCAGAUAACCAAGGUUUAACGAUAGGAAUUCUGGUGACCAUCCUGUGUCUUCUUGCUGCUGGAUUUGUGGUUUAUCUCAAAAGGAAGACAUUGAUACGACUGCUGUUUACAGAUAAAAAAACCACCAUUGAAAAGCUAAGGUGUGUGCGCCCUUCCCGGCCGUCCAGUGGCUCCCAGCGUAGCCAGGCUCACCUCACCCACCUCAGCAAAGGGCCGAUGAGGAAGCCGCCACCUUCCAACACACCUAAGGACAAUCCCAGGAGAUUGCCGCAGUGUCAGCACGUGGACAUCAGCAGACCCCUCAAAGCCCUUGACGCCCCUCUGCCCAGUUCUCCUCAGCGAGGACUCCCACCCCUGCACCCGGCUCCUCGUGUGCCCUGCGUCCCUGCCAGACCCCUGCCGGCCAACCCUGCACUCAGACAGGCCCAGGGAACUCGUAAGCCAAACCCUCCUCAGAAGCCUCUGCCUGCAGAUCCUUUGAACAGGACAACCCGGCUUGCCAGGACCCUGGGACAGCAGGAGUCUGGGCUCCGCCUGGCGCCCAUCAGACCUGCUUCCAAACAGCCCCAUCAAGUGCCCAGAGCCACCCACAUCGCCUAUGCAAAGUGAGAAGCAAGCCAACACCGUCGUUCAACAAUGAAGACAGAAGUUUGCACUAUCUAUCUCUCAACUCCAGUUGGAGUUAUUUUUUGUACCAACUUUUAGAAUUUUUUUUAAUGUUUCAAACACCAUGAUUUGAAGAACUUUGAGCUACUGCCGUCGGUGCUGUGCUGUGCUAUGGUGCUCUGUAUACUUUUACUUGCUCAGGUACUUGUAAAUUAUUAAUUUAUGCAGAAUGCUUGCUACAGCGCA